AUGAAUAUCUUGAAAGACCUACGUGAUCAUGUUGAAAACGGGCCUAGUAACGUUGAUUCGAAAACGCUGACACGAACUCUUUUAACGCUACUACAGAACGAUGAUUUAAAUAUACUGCAAACGGAACUCUUCGAUUUCUUGGGCGAUGAAAACAUCGGCUUGAUUUCGUUUUUGAUAGAGAAUCGGGAUACGUUGCUUUCGAUACCAUACGAUGAGCACCUCGAGUUUUUAGAGGGCCCAUCAGAGGAGGAAAGAUUUUUGUCGGAGAAGGAGAUUCGCGAAAGUGUUCUGAAGACAGCUCAGGACAUCAAAAAUCUACAACUAAAUCCCUUGCAAAAGCAGCAGCAAUACCCACACGUUUUCCGGAAAUCAGAAGCCGGAUCAAGUUUCACGCUUUCUUUUUCUGGUCAAAAGUUCGCUUUGCCUGCGGGAACUACACGGCAAUCCUAUGCCUCGCGGGAGGAAAUCAUUAUUCCUUGCGCAGACAAUGGCUUCCAGCGAUCGUUGAAGUUUAAGAAUAUAAGGGUCAAAGAUUUGGACAAGUUUUGCACCUCUGUGUUCAACUACGAGUACCUCAAUGCCGUUCAAACGCUGGUCUACCCUGUUGCGUAUGAAACAAACGAAAACAUGCUUAUUUGUGCCCCUACUGGUGCUGGUAAAACAGAUGUAGCGUUACUUACUAUUCUGAACACAGUAAGGCAGUUUUCGGAAAUAGACGAAGAGGGAAAUAUUGAUAUCGAAUACGAUUCAUUCAAAGUCGUUUACGUCGCGCCAUUGAAGGCCUUGGCGGCAGAGAUUGUCGAGAAGUUCAGGAAAAAGUUGGGUAUAUUUGAUAUUAAAGUCCGUGAGCUCACGGGUGACAUGCAGCUGACAAGGGCGGAAAUAUUCGAGACCCAAGUUAUUGUUACAACACCAGAAAAGUGGGAUGUCGUUACCAGAAAGGCCAAUGGAGAUAAUGAUCUUGUUUCUAAAAUAAAGCUGCUGAUCAUUGACGAAGUGCAUUUACUUCAUGAAGAUCGAGGUUCCGUGGUGGAGACACUUGUUGCGCGUACUUUAAGGCAGGUUGAGAGGUCUCAAUCCAUGAUCAGAAUUCUUGGAUUGUCUGCUACCCUACCUAAUUUCGUCGACGUAGCUGACUUCUUGGGUGUCAAUCGUCACGUAGGUAUGUUUUACUUCGAUCAAUCUUUCCGUCCAAAACCUUUAGAGCAGCAGCUACUGGGUGUUAGGGGAAAAUCCGGAAGCAAACAGGCCAGGGAAAAUAUCGAUAAUGCCGCGUAUGAUAAACUGGUCGAAAUGAUUGGUCGUGGGAACCAGGUCAUGAUCUUUGUUCAUUCCAGAAAGGACACGGUGAGGAGCGCCAGAACGUUCAUCUCUAUGGCUCAGUCUAGGCACGAGAUCGAUCUUUUCGCCGAAGACUCUACCAUUAGAGACUCGUACUCAAGAGAAAUGACUAGUAAUAAGGAUAAAGAUGUUAAAGAACUAUUUCAAUCGGGGUUCGGUAUUCAUCACGCCGGGAUGUCACGGUCAGAUCGUAAUCUGUCUGAGAAACUGUUUAAAGACGGUGCAGUAAAUGUGCUGGUUUGUACCGCCACUUUAGCAUGGGGUGUUAACUUACCGGCAGACUGUGUCAUUAUCAAAGGGACGCAGGUAUAUGACUCUCGGAAAGGUGGAUUCGUUGACUUGGGUAUAUCAGAUGUCAUUCAAAUUUUUGGUCGUGCAGGUAGGCCUGGUUUUGGUUCUGAGCAUGGUACUGGUAUUCUUUGCACAACCAGCGACAGCCUCGAUGACUACGUCUCUCUCAUUACCCAGCAACACCCAAUAGAGUCGAAACUGAGCCCAAAAAUUGUGGACAAUUUAAACGCGGAAAUCUCUCUGGGUAGUGUGACCAACGUUGAGGAAGGUAUUCAAUGGUUGGGCUACACGUACCUUUUUGUUAGAAUGAAGAAAAAUCCAUUCAGUUAUGGUAUCAAUUGGGAUGAACUCAAGGAAGACCCUCAAUUGUAUGAACGUCGAAGGAAAAUGAUAAUAACGGCAGCAAAGAGACUCCAUACCUUACAGAUGAUUGUUUUUGAUGAGGUGUCACUCAACUUCAUUCCAAAAGACUUGGGCCGCAUCUCUUCGGACUUUUAUCUCCUGAACGAAUCGGUGGAGAUUUUUAACUCUUUAUGCAAUCCUAGUGCAACUGAAGCAGAUGUCCUCGCAAUGAUCAGUAUGAGCAGCGAGUUCGAUAACAUGAAGUUUAGAGAAGAAGAGGCAACCGAGCUUACUCGUCUCAAGGAGACUGCUAGCGAGUGUCAGAUUGGCGGCGAGAUUGAGUCUGCGCAGGGAAAGACCAACAUUCUUUUGCAAUCUUACAUUUCAGGAUCGCGAAUAUUUGAUGCAGCACUUUCAUCCGACGCUAAUUAUGUCGCCCAAAAUUCCAUCAGAAUCUGUAGAGCACUUUUUCUUGUAGGUGUCAACAGACGAUGGGGAAAUUUCUCGAAAGUGAUGCUUGAUAUUUGCAAGUCCAUUGAAAAACGGAUGUGGGCCUUCGAUCAUCCUUUGUGUCAGUUCGAAUUGCCAGAAACAGUUGCCAGACGGUUGAGGGAAAAAAUGCCUUCAAUGGAUAGUCUACUGGAUUUUGACUCAGAAGAGUUAGGAGAUUUGGUACACAAUAAAAAAAUCGGGCACAAACUUUCCAGCAUUUUAAAGCGCUUUCCCAUGAUUGACAUUGAUGCAAGUAUUUUUCCUAUAACUACUAAUGUUAUGAGGAUACAUGUUACAUUGCAUCCAUCGUUUCAGUGGGAUGUCAAAAUACAUGGUAACGCUCAGUUUUUUUGGCUCUCUGUCGAAGAGUCGGAUAAGUCACAUCUACUGCACGUCGAAAAGCUUGUCAUCAACAAACGUCAAAUGUCUAAUCCUCACGAAAUGGACUUUAUGAUUCCAUUGUCCGACCCCUUACCUCCUCAGGUCGUCGCGCGAGUUGUCUCCGAUGUUUGGAUCGGUAGCGAAUCGUCGCAAAUAAUAUCAUUUCAACAUCUAAUCAGGCCCCAUAAUGAGACUUUGCAGACAAAAUUGCAAAGACUUAGACCGCUGCCCACGGCGGCGCUUAAGAAUGAAAUUUUGGAGGAAAUUUAUCCCUUCAAGUAUUUCAAUCCAAUGCAAACUAUGACUUUCCAUACCUUAUACAACACGAAUAACAGUGUUUUCGUGGGAUCACCAACCGGUUCCGGAAAGACUAUAGUUGCGGAAAUUGCUAUGUGGAAUGCUUUCAGGACCUUCCCGGGUAGUAAGGUGGUUUAUAUCGCACCGAUGAAGGCUCUGGUCAAGGAGCGUGUGACGGAAUGGAGGAAAAAAGUGACUCCAGUUACUGGAGACAAGGUCGUUGAACUGACGGGUGAUUCGCUUCCCGAUCCGAAAGAUGUAAGAGAUGCAACAAUCAUCAUCACGACGCCCGAAAAAUUUGACGGUAUUUCUCGUAACUGGCAGACACGUAAGUUUGUUCAGGAAGUCUCUCUCAUCAUUAUGGAUGAAAUUCAUUUGUUGGCGAGUGAUCGUGGUCCGAUAUUGGAAAUGAUCGUCAGUCGUAUGAACUAUGUGGCUGCGCAAACAAAACAGCCUGUAAGACUUUUGGGGAUGUCAACAGCUGUCUCGAAUGCCUAUGAUAUGGGUGGAUGGCUUGGUGUAAAAGAUGACGGAUUGUACAACUUUUCCUCGAGUGUUCGACCCGUGCCUCUGAAAAUGUACAUUGAUGGAUUCCCCGAUAACCUUGCGUUCUGUCCUCUCAUGAAGACCAUGAAUAAGCCCGCCUUCAUGGCAAUCAAACAACACUCUCCCGAAAAGCCCGUAUUAAUCUUUGUCGCAUCCCGGAGACAGACACGUUUAACAGCUUUGGACCUAAUUCACUUGUGCGGAAUGGAAAGUAAUCCUAGAAGGUUCCUGAAGAUUCAGGACGAAGAAGAACUUCAGUAUUACUUAUCCCAGGUAUCUGAUGAAACUCUGAAACUAGCCUUGCAGUUCGGUAUUGGACUCCACCAUGCAGGUCUGGUGGAAAAGGAUCGAUUCAUAUCACAUCAACUUUUCCAAACGAAUAAAAUUCAGGUCCUCGUGGCCACUUCAACCCUGGCCUGGGGUGUCAACUUACCGGCUCAUCUGGUCAUUAUUAAAGGAACCGAGUUUUUCGACGCCAAGAUAGAGGGAUAUCGUGAUAUGGACCUCACCGAUAUUUUACAAAUGAUGGGUAGAGCAGGUAGACCAGCUUUCGAUACGUCUGGUACUGCAAUCGUUUACACUAAGCAGUCCAAAAAAAUGUUUUAUAAGCAUUUCUUGAACAUUGGCUUUCCCGUUGAGUCGUCGUUACACAAGGUCUUAGACGACCAUUUGGGAGCUGAAAUUGCAUCUGGCUCGAUAAAAAACAAGCAGGAGGCCAUCGAAUUCCUGAGCUGGACAUUUUUUUUCAGAAGGGCACAUCAUAAUCCAACUUUUUACGGUAUAACAGAAGACACAUCCCCAACUGGUGUCAACAAACACUUGAGUGAACUUAUUGACACAACUUUGGAGAACUUGGCGGAAUCUAGUUGCGUUUCAAUAAAGGGGGGCGAUAUAGAGCCUUUGCCCUACUUGAGCAUUUCAUCCUAUUACUACAUUUCUCAUAAAACAAUUCGUGAGCUUUUGAAGCAUAUUCGGGAUGACGCAACAUUUCAGGAUGUGCUCAAAUGGUUAUCCGUUGCCGUUGAAUUUGAUGAGCUACCGGUCAGAAAUGGUGAGAUUAUCAUGAACGUGGAAAUGUCAGCGCAAUCUCGUUACUCUAUUGAAAGCACCUUCACCGCCGAAGAAGAGCGUCCUUUGUGGGAUCCACAUUUGAAGGCCUUUUUAUUAUUACAAGCGUAUUUCAGUCGUGUGGACUUACCUAUAGCUGAUUAUCAUCAAGACCAGCUAUCUGUACUGGAUCAGGCAUUGCGUAUACUUCAAGCGUACGCUGAUGUAGCUGGUGAGCUAGGGUAUUACUCAACGGUCUUGACUAUCAUCAAGAUGAUGCAAUGUGUGAAACAAGGCUGCUGGUACGAGGAUGACCCAGUCAGCCUUCUUCCCGGUAUGAGUCUACAAAGGCUUCCCAGCUCUAAGUUUGAAGAGGGAGGCUACGCAUUGGAGCGCACAGCGUCAACAACACUGGUAGAUAUUGGAAAGCUAGGCUACAAGAAACUUGAACAGUUGGCCAGGAGACUUCAUGUUGCAGAUGACUACACGAAAGAUUUCAUUCAACAAGCAAUGAGACUGCCGAUACUCACAGAUAUUCACGUCGAGCCUCAAAGUAGUCCAAGCAGUCUGGUCAUCACCGCUAGACACGCUGCGUCCAAGGCGAACAAGAACUUCGAGGUUUACUGUGAUAAGUUUCCCAAGACGCAAAAAGAAUUGUGGUUUGUCAUUGGUUAUCAAGGCAAGGAAUUGCUCAUGGUCAAGAGAUGUCAGCCUAGAAAACAAAGCAACAAUGUUAUCUUAAUCUGCGAUUUUGUCGUGGCGGAAGAAUUGCAAGGACAAACAUUAAAUUUCACCAUCAUAAAUGAUGCGCUCGACAUCAGAUACGAAUUGCAGCAUACACUAGCCUAG
Messenger RNA from Lachancea sp. 'fantastica', 5586 nucleotides. The record is from the annotation of a GenBank genome assembly. NCBI's taxonomy places the organism in Eukaryota, Fungi, Ascomycota, Saccharomycetes, Saccharomycetales, Saccharomycetaceae.